AUGUUGAACUACAAUUGCUCAAAUCUUGCUCAAGUAUUUUACCGUAUUCAUUAUGCACAAUACUUGACUUACAUUGAUGAUUUUGAGACAAGCAAAGAAGUGUUUGAUGGCACAAAAGCUAUAUGGCAAUAUAUAUCUUCUGUUAGUAACAAGGACCCUCUAACCACUGUCAAGUCAUACACAUCGCGCUGCAUGCUCCUUGCUGAUGUCUAUACUGCUCAAUCCAUGAUUCUGGCCCGAAUAGACUCUCUGGACCGUGCUAUUGAUCAUGCUACUUCUGCCUUGGGUCUACUCAACAAAUGUAUCAAGGUGAUUCAAAAAUCAGAAAAAGAACGCCAACCAUCUGCAUCCAACGAACUAGAGGAUCCUUUUAUGCCUACAAUAAGACAAGAAGAAGCAGCUAAAGUGGUCUAUCGCGAAUCUCAAUGGAUUCUCGCUCAAAAGAUCAGUCUCUUAUUGCAGAAUUUAGCUCAUCUCUACAUGACAAAGGGCUCUUGGAAUGAAGCACAAUACUUUGUCAAGCAAGGGCCUCUCUUGGCUGAAAAAGUCAAUUCUGCUGCCUUGUUUUUCGAAUCUCAUUUGUCCGCCAGUACUUAUUAUCUUAAAUAUGGUGAUUUGGAUAGAUCGCAAGAAGAGCUUGAGACUGCUUCAGGCUUGGAGUUGAAUGGGCAAUACCAUAUCCUGGAUGAAGUCAAGCUAAAAAUACACAUGGCUAAUCUGGCUUUGGCGAAUGGUUAUUCAGACAUCUCUCUUGAAGCCUAUACGGAAGCAGAAUACUUGUUAGCUCAAUUGACAACGUCGUCUUAUAUUUCCAAUUUGGAACAUCUGGUAGACAUUAAAGAAGGAACUGAGAAUGAUAUGGAAGCCUCUGACAAGUAUGAAUGUUUACCAUUACAAAAAACUCAAAACUUGAUUAUUCUCAAAAAAGGUAAUUGA
This is a messenger RNA of Gilbertella persicaria, 936 nucleotides long. RefSeq lists its product as uncharacterized. Lineage: Eukaryota; Fungi; Mucoromycota; Mucoromycetes; Mucorales; Choanephoraceae. Gene Ontology annotation, molecular function: protein binding. Bases 1 to 936 code for a protein of 311 amino acids. The transcript has a single exon. The record is from RefSeq and is a predicted model, not a curated record.